Messenger RNA from Pichia kudriavzevii, 2676 nucleotides. RefSeq lists its product as uncharacterized. The transcript has a single exon. Bases 1 to 2676 code for a protein of 891 amino acids. Gene Ontology annotation, molecular function: nucleic acid binding; poly(A)-specific ribonuclease activity. Gene Ontology annotation, cellular component: P-body; CCR4-NOT complex; CCR4-NOT core complex. NCBI's taxonomy places the organism in Eukaryota, Fungi, Ascomycota, Pichiomycetes, Pichiales, Pichiaceae. The record is from RefSeq and is a predicted model, not a curated record.
AUGCAGGACCAACAACACCCAGAUCAACAGCAACAGCAACAGCAGUUGCGUCUUUUGAAUUUGUUAAGACAACAACAGCAGCAGAUGCAGCAGCAGCAACAACAGCAAGAGCAACAACAGCAGCAACAUCUACAGCAGGGGCUUGCACAUGGUCAAACUGCAGGUCAAGUCACGCAAAAUAAAUUGCCUCUUGAUGGCACAGUUAAUCAGCAAGUUUCGUUGUCGAUGAUGUCUUCACCGCAAACUCAGAGUAGAGCAUUACAGCAUUUGAAUGCUCUGCAACAGCAACAGCAACAGCAGCAACAACAACAACAACAACCACAUCAACAAAAAUUACAAUCUGAUCAGCCUUCAAUUCAAAAUCAGCUAUUGCAACAAUUACAACUCCAGCAAGAAAGACGUACUCAGAACAUGGCCAAUACUCAAGGUCCUGGUAUACAAGGCAAUAUCUCUCAGAACAAAAAUUUCAGUUUGAACCAAUUACGACAAUUGCAGCUUCAACAACACGCUAAGGCGCAAAUUGCAGCACAAGCACAAGCACAAGCGCAAGCACAGGCACAAGCACAGGCACAAGCACAGGCACAAGCACAGGCACAAGCACAGGCACAAGCACAAGCACAAGCACAAGCACAAGCACAAGCACAAGCACAAGCACAGGCACAGGCACAGGCACAGACAGGUAAAUUAAGCUUGGGCGUGCAAGCAGAAGAUUUUAAUCCAGUACAGCUGUUGCAAAAAUAUCAGUCGCAAUUGUUGGUUAAAGAAGUAUGGAAACAAAAUCUAGAAACCGAACUUGCAAUUAUAAGACAUUUAGCUGAAAGAUUUAAUCACAUUUUUGUUUCUACAGAGUUUGCUGGAAUUAUUGCAAGGCCAGUUGGUACGUUCAGAUCAACUAAAGAUUAUCAUUACCAAACCAUGAGGUCGAAUGUAGAUUUAAUGAACGUUAUCCAGAUAGGCAUAACAAUGUGUGAUAAGGAUGGUAAAAGACCAGAGGGAGUACCUUCUACAUGGCAGUUUAAUUUUUCAUUUGAUCUUGACAAUGAAAUGUACAAUAAGGAGUCAAUUGAGCUUUUGACCAAUACUGGCAUUGAUUUUAAUCGAUUGAAAGAAAACGGUAUUGAUAGAUUUGAAUUUGCACAAAGUUUAAUUGACAGCGGAUUGUGUUUACUGGAGAAUACGAACUGGAUCAGUUUCCAUGCAGGUUAUGAUUUUGGGUUUCUCAUUUCUUUGAUGAUCAACAAAGAAAUGUCUUCCAAAGAAUCUGAGUUUGAUGAGACAUUGUCAAAAUAUUUUAUUAAUUUUUAUGAUGUCAAGUUAUUAUCUACGUUGCAUCCAAUAAUCAAUUCUAAACAGGGUGUAACUUUAGAAAGUCUUAGUGAAGACCUUGGAUUCAGCAGAUUGUUGAACUUGGGUAAUUUGAUGCAAGUUGGUGGUCAGUCACUGCUAACAUAUUUAAAUUUUUGGGAGCUGAAAAGGUCGAUUGAUCGAAACGAUUUUGAGUCCUUGAAAAAUCAAAUAUUUGGAUUGAGUGAUGAGAGGAAACUUGAAAAUCCAAAUACCUCUAAUAACCAAGCUAACAUUUCAGUUGAAUACUCUUCGUUUUCACCAGAUGGUAAACCUGUUUUAACCGAUAAACAAAAGCAAUUACCAUCUUCGUUACAACAAAAAAGUCAAGCGGAAUUUCAGAAUCCAGGAUCUGUACAAUCGAAUGUCUUAACGUUGAAUCAGUUUUCAGAAAAUGUACCAAAUGAUAGCUCCCAGCAGAAUCAGUUACAACAACCACAUUUUCAACUCCAAGCUCAACAGCAACUCUUACUACAACAACAACAACAACAACAACAACAACAACAACAACAACAACAACAACAACAACAACAGCAACAACAACAACAGCAACAACAACAACAGCAACAACAACAACAGCAACAACAACAACAGCAGCAACAACAACAACAACAACAACAGCAACAACAACAGCAACAACAACAACAACAACAACAACAGCAACAACAACAGCAACAACAGCAACAACAGCAACAACAACAACAACAACAACAUCAACAAGGGCAACCAAUCCAUCAUGGGCAACAACAAUUCUUUUCUAAUAAUAAUAUGAACAUGAACAAUCCUGUUUCCAAUGGUAUGAACAUCAACGCAGUGAGCCAAUUAAAUAAUAUGGCCGGUAUGAAUGGCGUCAUUCCCAAUUUGAACUCCUUGAAUGAAAUGAAUACAAAUAUGCCUCAAGGUAUGGGUGUUGGUAUUCCCAACAAUAUCAAUAGUAUCAAUGGAAUGCCUAACAUAAUGGGUGGAAUGAAUAGUAUGAAUGGUGUUCCUCAAGGUAUGAAUAAUAUACCUCAAGGUAUUCCACAGGGUAUGAAUGCCUUGGGAGGUUUACCAAACACCAUGAUGGGUGGUAUGAAUAAUAUGCCUGGCAUUCCUCAGGGGAUGGGCAAUGUUCCACAAGGGUUACCUCAGGGAAUGAAUAACAUGAAUCCAAUGCUGAUGAAUGGAAUGAAUAAUAUGCCUCAGGGUAUGAAUGGUAUGAAUGCCAUGAAUGGUAUGAGUGGUAUGAACGGUAUGAAUAAUAUGCCUCAAGGUUUGAACGGUAUGAGUGGUAUGAACGGCAUGGUAAAUAUGAACCAGGUAAAUCCUCCUCCAGGUCUUAUUAAUCACUGA